Molecule: messenger RNA, 1713 nt
Organism: Rotaria sordida
Lineage: Eukaryota; Metazoa; Rotifera; Eurotatoria; Philodinida; Philodinidae
Source: the annotation of a GenBank genome assembly
AUGAGAUAUAAUAAUGAUUUAAAUAUGGAUUUUAAAUCACGUCGAUCAGUAGUCUAUGGUAGAAAUUGUAUUGUAUCAUCGUCUCAACCAUUGGCAAGUCAAUGUGGUUUGGAAAUCUUACGUAAAGGUGGUAAUGCAGCUGAUGCAGCUGUUGCAACAGCAGCUGCUCUUAAUGUAACUGAACCAUGUUCAUGUGGUAUUGGUGGUGAUUGUUUUGUUUUAUAUUAUGAUAAUAAAAGAAAAAAAGUGUUAGGUUUAAAUGGAAGUGGUCGAGCUCCAAAAAAUUUAACAUAUGAAAAAAUUCGAGAAAUGGGAAUAAAAGGAAAAAAUAUUCCAUAUGAUAAUAUUAAUUCAAUUACUGUUCCAGGUGCUGUUGAUGCUUUUAUUGAAACAAUUAAAUUAUUUGGUUCGGGAAAUUUAUCAUUAAAUGAAAUUCUUAAUCCUGCUAUUCGUUUAGCUGAAGAUGGAUAUCCUGUUUCAGAAAUAACUGCUUUUAGUUGGGCAUCAUCAGAAUAUUUACUUAAACAAGCAUCAAAUAAUGGAAAUGAUAUGCUUAAAAAUGGACGAGCACCUAAACCUGGUGAAAUAAUGAAAAUGCCUAAACUUGCUAAAACAUUAAGAGAAAUAGGUGAAAAAGGUCGAGAUGGAUUUUAUAAAGGUUAUAUUGCAGAAUCUAUUGUAGAAUUAAUUAAAAGUAAAGGUGGUUUAAUGACAAUUGAAGAUUUAUCUUCACAUCGAUCAACAAUUGUUGAACCAAUAAGUAUAUCAUAUUGUUUAAAUGAUAAACAAUCAAUUAGAAUAUGGGAAUGUCCUCCAAAUGGUCAAGGUAUUGUUGCUCUUAUGGCUAUUGGAAUAUUAGAACAAAUGCAAAAAGAUAAAAAAAUUCCUUCAUUAGAAAAUUUUCAACAUAACUCAGCUGAAUAUCUUCAUGCUCUUAUUGAAUCCCUUCGUUUAGCUUUUUCUGAUGGAUCUUAUUAUAUUUCUGAUCCAGAUAUUGAAGAUAUACCUUUAAAUGAAUUAUUAUCAUCAAAUUAUUUAUCUAAACGUGCUCAAGAUUUUAAUCCAAAUUCUGUUAAUAAAUAUAUAAAACAUGGAAAACCAGUUAAUUCAUCUGAUACUGUUUAUUUUGCUGUUACAGAUAAUCAAGGAAAUGCUUGUUCAUUUAUUUUUUCAAAUUAUACUGGUUUUGGUACUGGAGCUAUUCCAAAUAAUUGUGGAUUUACAUUACAAAAUCGUGGAUCAAAUUUUAUAUUAGAAGAAAAUCAUCGAAAUUGUAUAAAAGGUGGUAAACGACCAUAUCAUACAAUUAUUCCAUCAAUGAUAACUUAUCAGAAUGGAGAUUUAUUAGGAUGUUAUGGUGUUAUGGGAGGAUUUAUGCAACCACAAGGUCAUUUACAAGUACUUAUGAAUAUGUUACAUUUUAAUAUGAAUGUUCAAGCUGCACUUGAUGCUCCAAGAUUUUGUAUUGGUCCCUAUAUUCCUAAUGGUAGAGAUGAUUAUGUUGAAAGUGAAGUAUUUAUAGAAGAUGGAAUUUCUGAACAAGUUUUAGAAAAACUUAAAUCAUUGGGCCAUCAUGUUAAAUUGAUAAAAGGAGCUGAUCGAUCAAUAUUUGGUCGUGGUCAAAUCAUUCUUAAAUUAUCUAACGAUGAUAAUCAAUUAGUUUGGGCAGCAGCUUCUGAUCCAAGAUCAGACGGAUAUCCUAUUGGAUAUUAA